Molecule: messenger RNA, 3620 nt
Organism: Linum trigynum
Lineage: Eukaryota; Viridiplantae; Streptophyta; Magnoliopsida; Malpighiales; Linaceae
Source: the annotation of a GenBank genome assembly
UCCACCACACUCCCCUCUCUCCCUCUAACUUCUCUCUACCCAACCCCUCCCCACCCAACCUUAGAAUUAGUUUUUUUGUUGGUUGCGGCUAAGUCCGAUCUGCCUCCAAAAUACUUUUUCUUUGGUUUUCACUAAAAAACCGUCGAACCUCUGUCCGGAUUCCGAGAGAAUGGCCGAUUUCGCUCAAGAAGAGGGUCUUUUUUAUGAUGAUUAUCAAACGGUACGUACUCUUUGGGGAUGUCUCAGGAAGCAGCAACACCAUUCAAACAGUCAUUACAAAACAGAUUGCUCCUUUCGUUCUACCAGUGGCAGGCUUGACAGACACUGAGAAACUUGUAAGAUUGUCUGAAGAGCAGCAACAUGAGGACAUAAAGGAACAAGAGCCGUAUGAGAGGGAAUAAUCUGCAGAAAAAAUUUGGAAUGAUCAACAAGCACAAAGAACAGGAACCUCACCAAAUAAAGGAACAUUACAGGGGGGAAAAGAGUUGGUAGCAGCCACAGACUUGGCAACUUUUAAUAUGGGAACAGGAGGAGGUGGGAGUCUGACUCGCUACGACACAACACCUAACAAUGGCCAAGUGUAACCAAUGGAAGGGACUGCAGUAUAGUGGCUCAAGUGAUAAAUAUCGAAUCCACGGGUCUCUAGAGUUACUAUUACUCAGCUUCAGUUUAUUAUUUAGCAAACCAGAUUAAGAUAAAAGAACUAAAACUACUCUAGCAAACUACAGUUAAAGUUAAUCUAAUUACAGGUCGGGAACUCACUUAGGUAUGAUUCCCCCUAGCCACUAGCCAGACUAACGAUUGAUGAUUUCCAACUUGUUUCACUUUCAUUCACAAUGCGGAGAAUCCUUGAGUAGACCUUGAGUCUCGACUAAAGGAACAAGGCCCUCUUGAGUCAAUUGCCUAGAGGGACGUAUCCUUCUCUAGAACAACUGAUCAAGGCGUUCUGAACUAGACUCCCUCUAUCGAAAGAGGUUCUCAAUCGAUACAAAGCAGUGAAUCAACCCUCGACUAAAGCAAUCAAUCCACUACUAUCAAUCUAUGGUGCUCUAUUGACCUAAUCAGGUAUUCCCUCUCAUAGGAUCAAAGCAGAAUCAACAAUCUCGACUAAAGCAGAAUUGAAUCAUGAAAACAUGCAUAGAUUGAAUAUGAACUCAAGAUUAUCAAGUCAGAGUACUCAUACAAUCAUCCAAUCAAACAAACAUAGCUAGGGUUCCUCAAAACCUAAGUGAAGGGAAGUUACUCCAUAGAGAAGAGAGAGACUGCAGUAAGAAUCUUCAGAUGAUCAGUCUUCAAGUCCGGGCUUGUUCCUCGAGCUUCCAAGGCGAAGAAAUCCCCCAACUCCACUCCAAGAAUGCCCUCAAAUCGCCCUCUCUCUCUUUGGUUCGUACCUUGGGUGUUUGGGAUCCAAAACCCAGCUCCCUCUUCUUUGGUUCGGAAUUUGGCUUAAAACCAGGAAAUCCCAACUCGCACGGCCAGGGUGCACGGCCGUGCAUAUCACCAUUCUGGCCGUGCAACUCAAAACGCAGCGUGUCAUUUAGUCGAACUUCAGCCCUCUCGCACGGCCAGGGUGCACGGCCGUGCGAGCUUCAGGGGUUGCCCGUGCGUGUCCUCGGCAUAAGGUGCACGGCCAUAUUGCUCACGUGCACGGCCGUGCAGCCUCCCUGGUCUGCCCGUGCAGCUCCCCAAAAACCUCGCCAUUCGUCCGUUCUUCGUCCAAUCGACCCCAGACUCGCUCCUAAGCCUUCAUUCACGUACUAGGACCUGAAACAUCACAAACAAGCACAACCUAGCGUGAAAUCGGUCUAAACCACGAGAAAUCACAUCUCAAACGGUGUAAGAACAGGGGUAAAAACAUGUGUAAUUAACGGUCUAUCAGAGUCUGAGCAAAAAGGCAGGAGUAUGGACCAGAAAGAAACAAGCAAGGGAGAUGGAUGGUGUCUCAGGAUCUACUACUGUAGGAGUCACUAAACGAGAUGCUAAGGAUAUGGACAUUGACCAGAUGGAUGUGUUAACAAACGAAGGAGUUUCUAUAGAUGGGAAAAAACAAAAAACAGAGAAAUUGGUUGGCGGAGAGGCAGACCCUUCAGUGAAGCAGGGCUGCCCAGCCCAAUGAGGAUCUUAAGUUAUAAUUGCCGGGGUUGGGGACUCCCCUGGCAAUUAGAAGAGUGGGGCAGCUGCUCUAUCGUUCAAAUCCCCAAAUAGUCUUCUUAAUGGAGACUAAGAAGAAGGAAAAUGAAUGGAAAGAUGUUAUGAAGGAUCUGGGCUGGGAGAAAGGAAGAGGAAUGGGUUCAGAUGGGAGGAAAGGAGGACUGCUGCUGCAGUGGCAAAAAGAUCUUAAUGUAACAAUCAAAUCCAAGUCCUCUAACCAUAUCGACAUAUGUAUAGAAGAGGGGGGAUUAAGAUGGCGAUACACAGGCAUCUAUGGAUGGCCCGAACAGGGCAACAAAGAAAGUACAUGUAUCUUGAUGCGUUAGCUUAAGGAUAUGACAACUAUUCCUUGGUUAAUGAGUGGUGAUUUUAACCUGAUUCAGGGAUAUGAAGAAAAGAAUGGUCUGAAUAUGCCAGAUGCAAGGGAGAUGGAAAAUGUUCAAUGAUGCUCUAGAUUAUUGCCAACUAGAAGACCUCGGUUACUAUGGAAAUCCCUUCACCAGGGCAAACAACCACACUGAUGAAACCUAUUUGGAAGAAAGAUUAGACAGGAUGGUGGCAACCUCAGAUUGGCAAGAACUUUUUAACCACACAAGGGUACAUCAUCUUAGAAUAUGUGGGUAUGAUCAUUCCCCAAUAAUGUUACAAAUAGACCUGAUGGACGAGGAAGUGAGGUGGGGAUGGCACUUUAGAUACAAACCAUACUGGCAGAACCAUGUUGAUUGUAAACAGGUUGUCGCAGACAGCUGGAAUUCAAGUGGGGGACUAUCAGUACUGGAUAAAAUAUCCUACUGUGAGGGAAGACGCAGUGAGUGGAGCAAGCAAACUUUUGGUGACCUUCGUCAACGGAAAAUAAAAGCUAAGAGAGUUCUGGAAAUACUAGAGAAAAAGAAAUCAGAUGCUGCGGUGAUCUUACAAAGGAAAGCUAUUGAAAAAGAGCUGAAUGAAAUAUUAAUGCAAGAAGAACUGAGAUGGAGACAAAGAUCCAGAGUUGAUUGGUUGACAGGAGGUGAUAAAAACUCAAAAUUCUUUCACGGGAAGGCUUCUGACAGAAGAAACAGAAAUACUAUCCAAAAGUUGAUUGAUGAGGCAGGGAUAAACAGAGAAGGGCAGCAACAUGUUUCUGAUUGUUUAGUUACCUAUUACAAAGCUCUCUUUGCUGCAGGAAACUCAAUAUCCUCAACUAGAAUCAUCCAUGCCAUCCAAAGGAAAGUAACACAAGAAAUGAACGAAGACUUGCUGAAACCAAUUACACAGGAGGAAAUUUAGUUUGCUUUGAAAAAAAUGGGACCAAAUAAAUCCCCCAGUUUGGAUGGAAUGUCGGCCCUCUUCUUUCAAAAGAACUGGGAGACUGUUGGGGGAGAUAUAACCAGAGAGCUACAAGGCUAUUUCAGUCAAGGUUCUUUCCCACAGGAACUUAAUCAUACCUUGCUGGCUUUAAUACCGAAAAAGAAAGAGGUGGUCUCUCC